Messenger RNA from Emericellopsis cladophorae, 1650 nucleotides. RefSeq lists its product as uncharacterized. NCBI's taxonomy places the organism in Eukaryota, Fungi, Ascomycota, Sordariomycetes, Hypocreales, Bionectriaceae. The transcript has 2 exons. The coding region runs from base 1 to 1650 and encodes 549 amino acids. The record is from RefSeq and is a predicted model, not a curated record.
AUGAUGCUCACGCGUGGAGGGGCGCGAUUGACGCGUUUGGCCCUGGUGCCGAGAGUCACACUGCAUGAGACCUUGAAUGCAUCUCGGCAGCCCUUGCUGCGGGCGCGCUUCGCGACGUAUGGCGCGAGGCGAAGUGACACCAACGCAUCGUCAGGCAAGCAGGAUGCUAAGCAGGAGCCCAAGGAACCGACGCUGCUCAGCAAAAUGGGCGAGUCGGCCGCGACGACGUUCGCGUCCAUCUUCGUGCUCGCGUCUGGCUUCGCCCUCGCCGCGUACCUCUACCACAAGAGCUACAAGCUGCUCGUCGUGGCUAAGAUGACGCGUGCCUUUGAGCCUGGGGACCCUGUGCUGGAAUUGGCUGCCAUUGGCAAAGAUGUCCCUCACGCGCCUGGCGGCAACGAUGACCACUGGGUUGUUCGUCCCGAGCAGGACCAGGUGAACAAGAUUGUCUCUGGCGAAGUGGCUGGCCACUACUUCCUGCUCGUGGGCGAGAAGGGGUCCGGCAAGAGCAGUAUGUUGAUCGAGGCGAUGCGCCGGAUUGACGGCGACGCCGUGGCCAUGUUCGAGGCACACCCGGACCUAGAGGUCUUCCGGCUGCGCUUAGGCAAGGCGCUGGACUACGAGUUCCACGAGGAUUACAUUGGUGGCUACUUUAGCGAGCGGGGACCUCGCGAGUCGACUGCCAUCUUGGACAUUGAGCGCGCGCUCAACAAACUCGAAAAGGUGGCCCUGAAGAUGCGCGCCUACCGCAGGAAGCCCCUGAUCGUCAUUGUCAACCAGAUGCACCUGCUGCGCAACGUCGAGGAGGGCCGCGACCUGAUCGAGCUCCUGCAGCAGCGCGCUGAGCAGUGGGCAGCGGCAAACCUCGUCACCAUGGUGUUCAACUCGGAUGAUUACUGGGUGUACGAGCGACUCAAGCAACUGGCCACGAGGAUGGAAGUCAUGAGCGUCACGGAUCUGCCCAAGAAAGACGCCAUGGCCGCCCUCUCCAAGUACAGGAAGAAGUACCUAAAGCAGGAUGUGAGCGAGGAGAUCUUGGAGGAUAUCUACAAACGCGUGGGCGGCCGCCUCAGCUUCCUGAACCGCGUCGCCAAGAGCAAGGAUAUGAUUGGCACAUGCGAGAAGAUCAAGGAGAUUGAGAAGCGAUGGUUCCUCAACCAAUGCUGGAUCCUCGGCAUGGAGAUGGACGACGAUGUGAUGGAUCAGCAAAAGUGGGCGUCGGCGUCCAUGACCCUUGCCAAGGCACUCGUCGACAAGGAGGAGGACAUGGAGACGUACGACGACGAGCGCGGCCACACGCUCCCGACGUACCCGUUCCACAUUGCCCAGCAGAUCAUGACGCGCUGCGAUUUCAUCCGCGAGCUCGACAGCCUCAACCUCAUCACCAUUACCAGCCAAGCCGACGUGCGCGCGAGCAGCGUUCCGAUGCACCGCGCGUGGCAGGAGAUUUGUGCUCUGGAAGGGUUUGACAAGCUCCUGGAGGACACGCUGCAGCGCAUCAACGACAUUGAGAGCCUGGGCCGCACGAGAGAGCUGGUUGCAAAGGACCUGGUGCUGGGUGGAGAGUACGAGAUCAAGAAGGGGCCAAACGGGAUCACUGUAAAUCUGAACACGCACGAAGACGACGACGGUGACGAGAAGGAGAACUAG